CACACCCUCUCCGGCAUAUAACCUCAAACCGUCGGCGAGCUCGUAUCGCGUCGUCUCGCUCGACGUCGAUCGCCGUGCGUUCUUCGCACGCUGGCCGGGUUGCCCGAAUGUGUGUGGCGCGGUUUCUGCUGUCGCAGCGGGUGUUUGUGAGUUCUUCGAGUCUCUCACCACAUGCGACUUCCAGAAUCCGAUGUGUAUGAUGAAAGGGGCUUAUUAGUAUGCUGGAUAAGCGGCGGCUUCAUGCCUCCGGUACGUCGCCAUGCACCCUCAUCUUCGUGGUCGUUUUGGCACUAACUGGAUGCUUCUCGUUUUGGAUCCACAUCGAUGGCUCAGGAUCGCCGAUGCCGUACUCCGGCGCCGGUGUGGCCGGGUAUACCCUUAUAUUUCCCGGCAACGUCACCACGCCAUUCCCGCAACCCUACUCGGUAAACGAACUUCCGUCCGAUGAUAAGUCCACGCUAAUCAACAUCAAGGACUUCAGAUUCACCAUCAACCACAGUCCAUGCAAUCGCACGCAACCGUUGCUACUGAUGUUGGUGCACUCGGCGCCGGAGAAUUUUCUCAAGAGACACGUCGUACGGGAAACCUGGGGUCAACAAACGCCGGACGUGACUUUAUUAUUUCUCGUGGGAUACUCGGAGAAGUAUCAGUCCAAACUCGAGGAGGAGAACAAGAAAUACCAAGACUUAAUACAGGGAAGCUUUCUCGAUGCCUAUAGAAAUAUGACUUACAAGCACGUUAUGGGAUUAAAGUGGGCUACUUAUUAUUGUCCAAGUGCCAAAUAUAUACUUAAAUUAGACGACGACGUUUUUGUUCAUUUACCGGCCAUGCUGGACUUUCUCACGCACGGCCUGUCGCCCUGGGGUGCAAGACGUCUGAUUCUCUGUGAUCUUCUGUCGGCUUCCGCAGUCAAGAGGUCUUGGCGCUCGAAAUGGCGGGUCUCCCCCCAGGAGUAUCCCGGUAGACUUUAUCCCGCGUACUGUGCCGGAUGGGCGAUCCUCUACUCACCCGAUAGUGUAUUUAUACUGUACCGCGAGGCCCAGAAGGAGCCGUAUUUCUGGAUCGACGACGUGCACAUUACCGGCACACUGGCUAGGAAAGUAAACCUAACGCAAACCUCAUUACACUCUUGGGUGCUCACGACCGACAGCAUGCGGGACCUGCUGUCGAACCCGGGCGCUCGGCGAGAUUUUCUGUUCGGGCCUCCGGACUUAACGGAGAGCGGAAUACGAGCCUUAUAUAGUCUGGUUACUAAACCACGGCCUAGCAGCGAAAGCCUAUUGAAUUAACGUCUACUAAUAGAACAAUUUCGUUAUAUGUAAUUCGGUCGCCGUAACCGCGACGAGUCGCAGGCGGGUUGAGAUGAGAUGCGAGAAGGUGGCAAAGGGUCUAGCGGAUCUAGCGCGAACACUCUUGUGUAUUUGCCGCGUGUAUCAAUUCCACAUCAGUAUACCCGGCUGACGUCGCUUUACGACGUCAGUCGGUGUUCAAUUGUUUGCACAAUGUACAAAUGCCAUGCUACUCGUAAUAUGUCACAUGAUGGUGCGUUACGUAAGUGCAUAUGUUGCACACGCGUGCAUACAACCGCCGGCAAACGCAUAUGCUCUUGUAACGAACUAUUAUGGACUUUGAUUGAUAUUAUUUAGAUCUUGCCGGUAUUAUGUCUCGAUUUAUUCGCUUGUCAACUCUAUUAAUUUUAAGGACUCGCUUCGUUAGUCGAAACGUGAUUCUGGACUGUCGCUCAGUAAUCAGGGCUUGUGGACUGAACUUCUUCUUCAGUUUCCUGCACAAAACGUUGUUAUUUUUAUACUGUGAUAUUUUUUGAAUCCUCAAUUGUAUUCGAGCAUUGUUGCACGGAAUGCGUACAAUACGUUAUUUAAUAUUUUUAUCUGCUUUUUUGUGUACACAUUGUAUUCUAAUCGGCCGCUCAGCUACCAUGUAGGGAAACGCACAUGUAUGCACGCACAUAGCUCAAGAAACGUUUCAUGAGCCCUGAUUACUACACCUUAUGAUGUGCAAAAUGAAUCUCAAAUCCGUUUAUAGUCUGGAUAAAUCUCAAAUCCGUUUAUAGUCUAGAAUAUAAAUUCGUUGCUAAGAAGAGAGUAAGAGAGACGAAGAGGAAGAGAAAGAGAGAGAAAGGGAGGAAGAAAGAAGCUCGGAUAUUUUUUUAUUUACACUUACGAAAAUGCCAACGGAGAUAUAGCGAGGGAGAUUUAGCGUUAGUGUUUAAAGACGGCAAGCUACACGCGAAACUUACCGUGCAUCUCGCGCGAUCGGAACAUCCUUCCUCUCGCGACGACGACGAUGACGACGACGGCGAUAACGACGACGACGGCGACGACGACGGCGACAACGACGACGACGACGACGACGACGACGACGACGACGACGACGACGGCGACAACGACGAAAACGAUGAGGACGACAAUAGCGACAACGACGACGGGGAUUUGCGAGAAAAAAGAAUGUUGUUUUGAUCGCGAAUUCCCGUCGAUCGAGCGAGGAGCAGGAGUCGGGGGAUUCUCGUUUCGCGAAGCUACCAAUUGUGGAUGUGUACUUAAAUGUAAUGUAAUGAUGAAUAAGUUUAAGAUACUACAUUGUUACGCAAAGGGACAUUAAAAACGAGUCGAAUUAAUAUUGUUACGUAGCAACAAGUACAACCCCAAAACAAGGGUCCACUCGCAACUAGAUACAGAGAUCGCAGAUCUGUCCGUUUUUGAAUGUCUAUAGAUUUUUUAUGUGAAUCCGUUGGAUCAAACACCCCGAUUGUUCCGGUACUAUGAGGGAGUAUGUGCCUGCAAAUUGUAUUAAAAAAAAAAAAAAAAACGUGCCGAGAGCGCGAAGAGACGAUCGCGCGCUAGCUUUUAGUUAACCGGCGAUUUCAUUAGGAUCGGCGUGUGAUGUCGAUGUGGCAAAUAAAAUACCGCGGUGUACACCUCGCAUACUGUACUGUGUCGCGUUUUUCAUCUGAGAUACAACGAAUGCGUUUACCAGACACACACACACACACACACACACACACACACGUAUACGUACACACACGAAAUUCCACCUCGCCGCAAAGCGCGACGCUACGUUCGAGGCUGCAUAUUCUCUCUCGCGAGCGCGCAAUGUAACAGGAAAUGAAGCAUAUUCGGAGCCUCAUCACGUACUUACUCCACAUACGCGCGAAUCACAAUCACCUGAAUUGAACGGCUGUUUGGCGUCGAUUAUAGUCGAUGAAAUGAUCGGUAGCUAUUAGGUUACUGAAACGUCGCUCGAUAUGAAUAUUCUCAAACUUUUUUACUCGUGUAUUAAGUUCUUUUUUUUUCUUUCUUUGUAUAGAAUCAUGUCAUCGUGUGAAAUUGUUUCGAAAUGAACGUAUCUCUAUUGCGAUAUCGUCUAGUACGAUUGCAUCAUAGUAUAAUGUAACAAUCUUUGUGAUGGAGCAAAUACUUAUAAUUUCAAUAAACACGAUGGAUUAUUUCAAUUA
This is a messenger RNA of Odontomachus brunneus, 3472 nucleotides long. RefSeq names its product beta-1,3-galactosyltransferase 5-like. Lineage: Eukaryota; Metazoa; Arthropoda; Insecta; Hymenoptera; Formicidae. The transcript has 3 exons. Gene Ontology annotation, molecular function: hexosyltransferase activity. The record is from RefSeq and is a predicted model, not a curated record. Gene Ontology annotation, cellular component: membrane. Bases 219 to 1289 code for a protein of 356 amino acids.